AUGCAGUAUGGCUGUGGUAUUCAACUUUCUACUAUUUAUCGUUCCCUUUCGGUGCCUAAGGAAAAGGCGACAAUAUGGAGGCCAUAUAUCUAUGCCCUUGUGCAUACUUUAUUGUCUGGCAUCGUUGUUUUUUACCUUAAAAGAUAUUUCUGCUGGUGUGAAUUUAAUGCUACAGUGCCUACAGUUGCUUAUUUUGUGCGUGAUAAAUGGAGGACAAUUAGUAAAAGUUUCGUAAAUGAAUUAGUUAAAGAUGGUGUCAUUCAGGUUGUAAAUAAUUCUGCCACAUCAGUAUCUUCAAUUCACUUACAUGAAUAUACUGGUAAAAGAUAUUCAAUAACUCAUAGUGUUGGUCGUUUAUCAAUGAAAUCUUCUGGGAAUAUUUUUCGUCUAGUUACUAAUGCUAGUUAUCAGUUACCAACUAAUAAAGCCAUUAAUUUAAAGAAUUGCCAGUCAACAGUGAAUUGCUUAAGUCUUAAUCAACGUCUGAAGCUUCAAAAUGGUUUAUUCGAUGUAUUUAAACAACUGCAAACUGAAUUUCCAAAUAUUUAUGCACCAUCUUUAUUGUCAACAAAAUCUGCAUUCACCGCUUUACUAUCCUUUCGUUCGUUCGCCUAUUCAGUUGGAUUUCGUCGAUUCUGGAUUGCUAAGGUUGAUAUUCAAGAUUGUUUCAAUCAGAUUGUCCACUCAAGGUUAUUAGAAAUAUGUUCCAAUGUUUUCGAUGAAGUUAGCUAUUAUAUGUAUCCCAAACCAGAUGUACAAUUCCUUAAACGUGAAUUGGAAUGGUUUUUGAAAGAGUCUACCAUGUCUAUUGAUGGAAAUCUAUAUUCCUUUGUGAAAGGUAUCCCACAGGGCUCUUGUAUCUCAUCAGAUUUAGCAAAUAUAUAUUUAUCUCGACUGGACAGAGAGCUGUACACUAAACAACUUCUUUGGUCUCCGUAUAAAUCACUGCGAAAUCCUGUGUUUGAAACAAAUAAUUAUGGUCUGAAAAAAUGUACAGCUUUCUUUCGGUAUUUAGAUGACUAUUUAUGCAUUUCAACUUCUAAAAAUGAUCUGCAAAAUUUAUUAUCGGCAUUACAAAGCGGGCUCAAAUCUUAUGAAUUAUAUAGCAAUGAAAAGAAAUCACAGGAUAAUUUACAUAACUCAAACACUCCUGUCAGUUGGCUUGGAAUCGAAGUCCACUCUAAUUUAGCAAUAACUCUGCCCAAAAGUAAUCCAUUAAUAUUUUGUCGAUUUGCUGGUCAACCAUUAUCAGCGGCCAAGUGUAUUCGUCGAAUAUGUAAAUUUCGAUUACAUAGGUCAACCUGGCGUUUUACUUUUUAUAACAUCAAUUAUCAUAGUCAGAUGAAGAGAAACAUAUUUGAUUUGGCUAUUGUGAAUGCAAAACGGAAUGAUCGUCUCCUAAGAGUUAACGCUGUUCGACUAGGCAACUGGAUAGCUGAUAUUAUCUGGAUAUCUUUUAAAACUUCACCGGAAAAAGACAGAUUAACUCAGCCUUCAGUAUGUCGACAGUUAGCAACCGCUGUAUUCAAAUGCAUUUGUGUGAAUAUUGGUUUUGGACGACUGCAUUUAAACCGUCUAGCUUUGAAUGCCGUUGUUAGACGUCUACUUCCUCAUAAAGGUGAAUUAAACUGGUUAAUUGUAUGGAUUCAACACUUUAUUCUCAAAAAGUGACUACCGGACAGUAAAACAGCAACAGAUGUAUUAUUU
This is a messenger RNA of Trichobilharzia szidati, 1707 nucleotides long. NCBI's taxonomy places the organism in Eukaryota, Metazoa, Platyhelminthes, Trematoda, Strigeidida, Schistosomatidae. The record is from the annotation of a GenBank genome assembly.